Messenger RNA from Botrytis deweyae, 2058 nucleotides. RefSeq lists its product as uncharacterized. The transcript is spliced from 2 exons. Gene Ontology annotation, biological process: protein phosphorylation. The record is from RefSeq and is a predicted model, not a curated record. Gene Ontology annotation, molecular function: protein kinase activity; ATP binding. Bases 1 to 2058 code for a protein of 685 amino acids. NCBI's taxonomy places the organism in Eukaryota, Fungi, Ascomycota, Leotiomycetes, Helotiales, Sclerotiniaceae.
AUGCAGCAAAAGCCAACACCCAAACCUCCAUCACAUCCCAAUCUCUCCCGUCUAUUCAUUUUAAGCAAUAGACUUAAUUACUGCUACCUCUACCUCUCCCUAAUCGUCACCAUCUACACCCAGCUUCUAAAAAACAACACGUCGCUAAUCGGGGGUACUCCACUACCUCCGCAGGUGAUCCCACUGUUGGGAACCCUCCAGGAGAUAUCCAGACGUUUUCUAGAAGGCAUAGGUCUAUGGAACAAUCCCGCCCCCGAACCCCCACCAAAACCCCCACCCCUUCCUCCACCACCUCCCUCCGAAAAUCCCGAUGACCAAGCCCCUCCAGACCCAGACGAAUCCCCCCCAGACGAUGAAUCAUCCGACAAUUCUUCCCACCACUCCUCCCAAGACACACCCAGCCAUUCCUCCUCUUCGGACUCAAACUCAGGAGCCGUCCACACCCCCCCUUCCCCGCCCCAGAAAUCCUCGCUCUCAAAACACGAUAUCCGUGAAUCUGAAGAACGACUAGCGCAUUAUUAUCAAUCGUUGAAGAAGGAUCCGAAGACUAUUAGACGGAAUAAGUGGAGAGAAGAUCCGAGGUUGGGGGGAUUCGAGAAUCAGGUUUUUGAGGGGAUAUUGGGGGUUGGGGGGUUUGGGAGUGUUUAUCUCGUCCUCAACACCCUCACCCAAAAACGAUACGCCCUAAAACUCCAAUCCGAAACCACCGACCAACGUCUCUCGCGCCGCAAACGCGAAAAGCCCUCCACUCCGGACACCCCACCCGACCCCCUCUCGCACACACCCCCCAUCACCCCCUCCUCCGAAGCAACCAUCACCUCAGCCAGCCUCAUCGCGGCCCGCAAUCUCCUCUCCAAACGCUACCGCGAAAAUCGCUGUUAUCUGCAAUACAUCAAAUCCGGGCACCCGAACAUCUGCGCCCUCGACGCCUUUCUCGAUUUCACAUCGCAAUUCGGGCCCGUGGAAGAACGCGGCAUCGUCAUGUUCGCCUCGUACUACGAGUACUGCGACGGCGGCGAUCUCUUCCGCAUUCUCAACGGCUAUCACGAAGGACAUCGACGUCUGGACGGCGCGCGCGACGAAAGACAAAUGAUCCAUCUCGCUAACCUAGGGCGGCGCAUGCGCAGGGAAUCCCUGCUCCCUCUCCCUUCCGUAGCAGAACGUCGAUUCCCCCCCGAACUCUUCCUCUGGCACAUCUUUGACCAGCUCAUCUCCGCAAUUCUCUUCCUGCACAAUGAACAUCCCGAUUACAAUACGCGUCCCGAACAUAAGAAUCGUGCUAUGGUCAUCACCAUGGAUCUCGCGCCGCAGAAUGUCUUUCUGCAAUGGCCGGCCCAUGCGAUUACCCCGGAGCAGCGACAAAAGGUAUACCCCAAUAUCAAAGUUGGGGAUUUCGGGACGGCGAAUUUUCUCCCGCCGGGGGGACGCAUUCCUGCCGAAGAGGGCAUGGAGGCGGAGACCCCGGAUAAAGAAUUCUAUGAUGCGCGGACGGAUGUGUGGACGGUGGGGUGGAUGAUAUAUCAAUUUGCGACGCGUGUGCAAGCUGGUGCGCCGAACGAGAAUAUCGAGAGGAUGUAUAGUGCGGAGUUGAAUAAAGUGGUUCGGGCUGCGACGAAGAAGAAUCGGGAAGAGAGGAUUGAAGAGAAGAAAUUGGGAAGGCUUCUUCAACAAGGGUAUCAGCAGAGGAUUCCGCAUAUGUUUAAGACGCUUCCUGAUUGGGCGAUAUCGCAGGAAAAUGUACUGAAGUAUCGAUUUUCAGAACGGCAUGUGAAGGAAUUAUGCGAGCGGGAUUGGAAUUUGAAGAUUGAGGAGGAGGCGGAGGCAGAGGAGGAGGCGGAGGUGGAUGAGCAGAGAAUAUUUGAGUUGAUGUUGUUGGUGAAGGAGAGGAAGUUGAGGUUUGGGAUUGAAUUAGAGGAGGAUGAGGAGGAUGAUACCCAGCAUCCAGUGUGGAUACAGGGCUUGAAGGAUGAAGAGCCGGAGCGGUAUGCGGAACUUUUGGCGGAGGCGAGGAUAAAGGUGCCGAGUCCUGAGGUGCCGGGUCCGGGAGAGAAUGAGUGA